GCUGAGUUUUACAGCACCAAGACAACUUCUGCCUCUCUGUCGGCUCUGUCGAGAGCCAGGAGCCGAUAGCGUUGAACUUUCACCGGCCUAUUCAGCUCACCGCGCAGAGAUGGCUCUCCACUCGUUUCUCAUCGUCUUCCUCCUUUUCUCCCUACUCGGCGGCGCAGCACCGGAUAUUAACUCCGACCGUGCUGCCUUGCUCGCCUUCCGCGACUCCCUCGGUCGAGCCGUGCUCCCGUGGAACGCGACGAACUCCCCCUGCACAUGGCAGGGCGUCCGAUGCUUACAGAACCGAGUUGUUAUCCUUCGUCUCCCCGCCGUCGGUCUCA
Molecule: messenger RNA, 329 nt
Organism: Phalaenopsis equestris
Lineage: Eukaryota; Viridiplantae; Streptophyta; Magnoliopsida; Asparagales; Orchidaceae
Product: probable inactive receptor kinase At1g48480
Source: RefSeq, a predicted model, not a curated record